GACUAUACACUGUCCAGCCACCACGAAUCCAACCCAACCCCCUUCUCUCCCUGUCUCUCUGUCCUCCCAUCCUUUCCCAUUUCACUCUUCGAUCAACCGCCAUUUGAAGAACUAUUCUCCCCUCCCCGAUCCUCCGCCAAUUUCACUGCUACCCGAUUCUCCGAUCUCAAGCAGACGCAAACCACUCGCAUGUAUAAUCCAUUUUCGCAUCUGCUGAUGUCUGCAUUUCGUUGCCGAUGUUGAUCGAAGUUUGAUUGCCAUUUUGAUUCGAUUGAUCAGUCGCGGCGAUAAUUAGGGUCUUGCGUUGGCCAGUGAGGGGAACGGUUGAGGCUAAUUUUCACAUACGUAGCGAAAACAUAUGAAUAUUGUGUACGAAUGUUUGAUUAUGUGUUCGUUAGUCUACACUGAUUUCUGACCGUCUUGCUGAUUCGGUUCGAAUUUGGCUAGGGUUUGAUUUCUGCUGAUCAGUUCGGGCAAGGGAUAGAGUUUUGUUACUUAGGGUUUGCUUUGAGCAGUGCGAAGAGCGUUCCGAGGGGAAAUCUUGGGUGAAUUUUGCGUGGUGAAGGUUCCAAAUUGUUCAUACUUUGAAUCACUGAUGAGAGAUAGGGUUUUGUUGGAUAGAGUUUGGGUUUGAUUAACAAUAGAGUUUUCAGCGUAAACGUGAAGCACUGGGGGCGAAUCAGUCUCGGCAGAGCGGGCCGUCGGCGGUGCCCGGUUCGGGACUAUGGUUUUUUCUCCGCCCUAGCCCGCCUCGAACCCACACUCUCGCGUACCUUCCUCAUAUGGAUUUUGUAAGCCGACAUGUUGUCGCCUCCGAUAACCACCAACCUCCGCCAGAAUCAUCCACCUCAGCCCCAUCUCCACAUCCUAACUCAGUUGAAGAGCAGGAGUACCUGGCCCGGUACAUGGUGGUUAAGCACUCAUGGCGAGGCCGGUAUAAGAGAAUUCUCUGCAUAUCCAAUUUCUCGAUCAUUACACUAGACCCUUCGACACUCUCUGUGACAAAUUCUUAUGACGUGGGGAGUGAUUUUGAAGGGGCGGCACCUAUUUUAGGGAGGGAUGACAGUUCGCAGGAAUUUAACAUCAGUGUUCGAACUGAUGGCCGUGGGAAGUUCAAAAAUAUUAAGCUUUCUUCAAAGUACAAGGGGAGCAUUUUGACUGAGUUGCACAGAAUAAGGUGGAAUAGGAUUGGGCCAAUUGCAGAAUUUCCUGUCCUUCAUCUUCGCCGAAGAACUUCGGAAUGGGUUCCUUAUAAAAUGAAAGUUACCUAUGUUGGAGUUGAACUUAUUGAAUUAAGAUCUGGAGAUCUUCGUUGGUGCUUGGAUUUUAGAGACAUGGAUUCACCUGCAAUAAUAUUGCUAUCUGAUACUUAUGGGAAGAAAAAUGUUGAGCAUGGAGGUUUUGUUCUUUGUCCUUCAUAUGGAAGAAAAUCUAAAGCUUUUCAAGCUGCUUCAGGGACUUCAAACACUGCUAUCAUAUCCAAUUUGACAAAAACUGCAAAGUCAAUGGUUGGGUUGUCACUAUCCAUGGAUAGUUCCCAAUUACUCACUCCUGCUGAGUAUAUUAAAAGACGGGCCAAGGAGGCUGUUCGGGCAGAAGAAACUCCUUGUGGUGCUUGGGCUGUAACAAGAUUGCGAUCUGCUGCUCGUGGAACUUUAAAUGUUUCGGGUUUGAGUUUGGGAAUUGGACCAAAGGGAGGACUUGGGGAACAAGGUGAUGCUGUAUCUCGUCAACUCAUUCUUACAAGGGUAUCACUUGUUGAAAGGCGACCAGACAACUAUGAAGCCGUUAUUGUCCGUCCUUUAUCUGCAGUCAGCUCUCUUGUUCGAUUUGCUGAGGAGCCCCAGAUGUUUGCAAUUGAAUUUAGUGAUGGAUGCCCAAUUCAUGUUUAUGCUAGCACAUCACGUGAUAGCUUGCUUGCAGCAGUUCGGGAUGUGUUGCAAACAGAAGGUCAAUGCCCAGUACCUGUACUCCCAAGGUUAACAAUGCCUGGUCAUCGAAUUGAUCCACCUUGUGGGAGAGUUCAUUUGCAAAUGAAACAAAUUUCUAUUGGACAACGUCCUGUUGCUGACAUGGAAACUACAAAUAUGCAUUUGAAACACUUGGCAGCUGUUGCCAAGGAUGCUGUGGCUGAAGGAGGUUCCAUUCCUGGAUCAAGAGCUAAGUUGUGGCGUAGAAUAAGAGAGUUCAAUGCAUGUAUUCCUUAUAGUGGAGUGCCUCCUAACAUUGAAGUACCUGAAGUGACUUUGAUGGCUUUGAUCACAAUGCUCCCAGCUGCGCCGAAUCUCCCCCCAGAGUCUCCUCCCUUGCCUCCCCCUUCUCCUAAAGCAGCUGCAACUGUGAUGGGUUUCAUUGCAUGUUUGCGCAGACUGCUGGUAUCAAGAAGUGCUGCGUCACAUGUGAUGGCUUUCCCAGCUGCUGUUGGAAGAAUAAUGGGUUUACUUAGAAAUGGUUCAGAAGGGGUUGCUGCUGAAGCUGCUGGAUUAAUUGCAGUGCUUAUAGGUGGUGGUCCUGGUGAUAUGAAUAUACAGACAGACACAAAAGGAGAGUGGCAUGCUACAAUUAUGCACACAAAGUCUGUAUUAUUUGCUAAUAUUAGCAAUGUUAUUAUCCUUGUCAACAGACUAAAACCUAUGUCUAUAUCGCCUUUGUUAUCAAUGUCUGUUGUGGAAGUUCUUGAGGCAAUGAUCUGUGAACCACUUGGUGAAACUACUCAAUAUACUGUUUUUGUUGAAUUGUUACGCCAAGUUGCAGGCUUGCGACGUCGCUUGUUUGCACUGUUUGGUCAUCCUGCUGAAAGUGUAAGAGAGACAGUUGCUGUGAUCAUGCGCACAAUUGCAGAAGAAGAUGCAAUUGCAGCAGAGUCCAUGCGUGGUGCUGCUUUACGUGAUGGAGCUUUAUUGCGGCAUCUGCUACAUGCUUUUUUCCUUCCUGCUGGUGAACGUCGUGAAAUUAGCCGACAGCUUGUUGCUCUUUGGGCAGAUUCUUAUCAACCUGCUCUUGACUUGCUGUCUAGAGUGCUUCCUCCUGGGCUUGUUGCUUAUCUGCAUACACGCUCAGAUGGGGUUUCUCCUGAAGGUGCAGAAACUAUAUCUAGUCAAGAAGGAUCGUCGUCCUUGAGUAGAAGACAGAGACGAUUGCUUCAGCAGAGGAGGAGGGGUUCAGGAAAAGGAAUAACUUCCCAGGGUCCCCCCAUGUCUCCAGUUAGUAACUUUGAAGGUGAUCCAGGCCGGCUGACAAGUGCUGGUGGUUUGAAGGGUUCAGAUAGCUCCCAAAAACCUACGGCAGAUCCAAUUUCCUCACAGGUUCCUGCCACAAGCUCUUAUCCAGUUUAUUCAGGUGAUAACUUGCCUAGUGAAUUGCCUUCCACAGGUGCUCCACAAGUGGAUUAUUCAACAACUAUAGCUUCGUCAGGUCCUCAAUCAGUGAAUGCUUCUGCUUCUGUUCAAUUGGAUGCUUCAAGUCCAGUUAAUUCUGACUCUAAUGUGGUUGGUUUACAAAAUGCAAGUGUUCCUGCUCCUGCUCAGGUUGUUGUGGAGAACACACCUGUUGGUUCUGGCAGGCUACUUUGUAACUGGCCUGAAUUUUGGCGAGCUUUUAGUCUUGAUCAUAACCGGGCAGAUUUGAUAUGGAAUGAGAGGACCCGGCAGGAGUUGAGACAGGCUUUGCAGGCGGAGGUUCAUAACUUAGAUGUUGAGAAGGAACGCACAGAAGAUAUUGUUCCUGGAGGGUCUGCUGUGGAGAUUAUGACUGGGCAAGAUAGUGUUCCUCAGAUAUCAUGGAAUUAUACUGAGUUUUCUGUUAGCUACCGUAGCUUGUCAAAAGAAGUCUGUGUGGGCCAAUAUUACUUGCGUUUGCUGCUGGAGAGUGGAAGCAGUGGCAGGGCCCAGGAUUUUCCAUUGCGUGACCCAGUUGCUUUCUUUAGAGCCUUGUAUCAUCGCUUCCUGUGUGAUGCAGACAUAGGACUUACUGUAGAUGGUGCUGUUCCUGAUGAAAUGGGCGCAUCUGAUGAUUGGUGCGACAUGGGAAGAUUGGAUGGUUUUGGGGGAGGGGGAGGCUCUUCAGUCAGAGAGCUGUGUGCAAGGGCAAUGGCAAUUGUAUAUGAGCAACAUUAUGGAACAAUCGGCCCUUUUGAAGGCACAGCGCAUAUUACAGUUCUUUUGGAUAGGACUGAUGAUAAAGCUUUGAGGCAUCGCCUUCUUCUACUUCUGAAGGUUUUAAUGAAAGUUCUAUCAAAUGUAGAGGCUUCUGUACUAGUUGGAGGGUGUGUACUAGCUGUUGAUCUGCUGACAGUAGUUCAUGAAGCUUCAGAAAGAACAGCUAUUCCUUUGCAAUCCAAUUUGAUAGCUGCUACUGCUUUCAUGGAGCCACUUAAGGAAUGGAUGUAUGUUGACAAGGAAGGCGCACAAGUUGGACCCCUGGAAAAGGAUGCUAUCAGAAGGCUGUGGUCAAAGAAAGCUAUUGAUUGGACAACACGGUGCUGGGCAUCAGGGAUGCUAGACUGGAAGAGAUUGAGAGAUAUACGUGAACUUCGUUGGGCUAUGGCUCUUCGGGUUCCUGUUCUUACCCCAACCCAGGUAGGGGAAGCUGCAUUGUCCAUAUUACACAACAUGGUGUCUGCACAUUCAGAUUUAGACGAUGCUGGAGAAUUAGUAACUCCAACUCCUAGGGUAAAGCGGAUCUUGUCAAGUCCUCGCUGUCUUCCACAUAUUGCACAGGGUAUGCUUACAGGGGAACCAAGUAUUGUAGAGGCUGCUGCUGCUUUGCUGAAGGCUGUUGUCACCAGAAAUCCAAAGGCAAUGAUGAAGCUAUACAGUACAGGAGCAUUUUAUUUUGCUUUGGCUUACCCUGGUUCAAAUCUCUUCUCAAUUGCCCAACUCUUCUCAGUUACUCAUCUCCAUCAAGCUUUUCAUGGCGGUGAAGAAGCUGCAGUUUCUUCUUCAUUGCCAUUGGCAAAACGGAGUGUGUUGGGUGGGCUUCUUCCUGAGUCCUUGCUUUAUGUACUGGAUCGAAGUGGUCCUGCUGCAUUUGCAGCAGCAAUGGUUUCUGAUUCUGACACUCCAGAAAUUAUAUGGACUCACAAAAUGAGGGCAGAGAAUCUCAUCCGUCAGGUUUUGCAGCAUUUGGGUGACUUCCCCCAGAAAUUAUCCCAGCAUUGCCAUUCUUUAUAUGAUUAUGCUCCUAUGCCGCCAGUGACAUAUCCUGAGUUAAAGGACGAAAUGUGGUGUCACCGUUAUUACCUCCGUAACUUAUGUGAUGAGAUUCGAUUUCCUAAUUGGCCAAUAGUUGAACAUGUUGAGUUCCUUCAGUCAUUGCUCGUAAUGUGGCGUGAAGAGCUGACACGGAGACCUAUGGAUCUUUCCGAAGAAGAAGCUUGCAAAAUUCUAGAGAUAUCCUUGGAUGAUGUGUCCAAAGAUGAUGCCAUUAAAAAUCAUUCUGAGGAGAUUCCUAAUAUAUCCAAACAAAUUGAGAAUAUUGAUGAAGAAAAACUAAAGAGACAAUACAGAAAGCUUGCCAUGAAAUAUCAUCCAGACAAAAAUCCAGAAGGGAGGGAAAAGUUUCUUGCAGUGCAGAAAGCUUAUGAACGUUUGCAGGCUACCAUGCAAGGGUUGCAAGGUCCCCAAGCUUGGAGGUUACUUCUUUUACUGAAGGGGCAAUGCAUCCUAUACAGACGAUAUGGAAAUGUAUUGGAGCCUUUUAAAUACGCUGGAUAUCCCAUGCUGUUGAAUGCAGUCACAGUGGACAAUGAUGACAACAAUUUUCUUUCUUCUGAUAGAGCACCUCUCCUUAUUGCAGCUUCUGAGCUCAUCUGGCUGACGUGUGCAUCUUCUUCACUGAAUGGUGAAGAACUUGUGAGAGAUGGUGGAAUACAGCUUCUUGCAACUCUUCUCUCACGCUGCAUGUGUGUUGUCCAGACAACUACCCCUGCAAGUGAACCAUCUGCCAUUAUUGUUACAAAUAUCAUGCGAACAUUUUCUGUUUUAAGCAGGUUUGAAAGUGCCUGGCCUGAGAUACUUGAAUUUUCUGGACUUGUUGAGGACAUUGUUCACUGCACUGAAUUAGAGCUUGUACCUGCUGCUGUUGAUGCUGCCCUUGAGACUAUUGCUAGUGUUUCAGUCUCCUCUGAACUGCAAGCAGCUUUACUGAAGGCUGGUGUGUUAUGGUACCUUUUGCCAUUAUUGCUUCAAUAUGAUUCAACCGCAGAGGAAUCUGAUGCAAUCGGGGCACAUGGCGUUGGUGCUAGUGUUCAAGUUGCCAAAAAUUUGCAUGCCAUACGGGCAUCUCAGGCCUUGUCAAGGCUCAGUGGUUUGGGUACUGAUGAGAAUUCAACACCUUAUAAUGGGACUGCAGCUAAUGCUCUCAGAGCUCUGCUAACUCCUAAACUUGCUAGUAUGCUAAAAGAGCCAUUACCAAAAGAACUACUAUCAAAGUUAAAUGCCAACUUGGAAUCACCAGAGAUUAUUUGGAACUCUUCAACACGAGCAGAACUACUGAAAUUUGUGGACCAACAGCGUGCAAACCAAGGUCCAGAUGGUUCAUAUGACCUGAAAGAUUCACAUCUCUUUGUAUAUGAAGCACUGUCAGCCGAACUAUUUAUUGGCAAUGUUUACCUGAGGGUCUACAAUGAUCAACCAGAUUUUGAGAUUAGUGAACCAGAAGCUUUUUGUUCUGCUCUUGUUGAUUUUAUAUCAUCUCUAGUGCACCAUAGAUAUUCUGCAGAUUCAGAUGUUCAGGCAUGUGGAUCAGCCUCUGAGAAAACUGAACUACAACCCAAUGCUGGCAAUGGAUCAAUUAAUGGACAUACUGCUGCUGAUGAUUCUCCAGCAGUCUCCGAUAGAAAAGUUAUGAGCAAGGAGGAUAUUGAACUUGUUAAGAACCUUCAGUUUGGAUUGGCUUCACUUCAGAACUUACUGACGAGCAGCCCAAAGCUAGCAUCUGAAUUUUCUGCCAAGGAGAAGCUAUUACCACUUUUUGAAUGUUUUUCUGUUCCUGUUGCAUCAAAAAGCAACAUUCCUCAACUUACUUUGACUGUAUUAUCACUCCUGACCACACAUGCACCUUGCUUGGAGGCCAUGGUUGCAGAUGGGUCCAGCCUUCUUCUUUUGCUACAAUUGCUUCGCUCUUCCCCUAAUUGUCGUGAAGGGGCUCUUCAUGUUCUUUAUGCUUUGGCAAGCACUCCAGAACUUGCAUGGGCAGCUGCCAAGCAUGGUGGAGUGGUGUAUAUUCUUGAACUUCUCCUUCCUUUGCAAGAGGAAGUUCCCCUUCAGCAGAGGGCAGCGGCUGCCUCUUUGUUAGGGAAGCUUGUUGGACAGCCAAUGCACGGGCCCAGAGUGGCCAUAACACUAGCAAGAUUUCUGCCUGAUGGCCUAGUAUCUGUUAUUAGAGAUGGACCUGGUGAAGCUGUUGUUUCUGCACUUGAGCAAACAACAGAGACUCCAGAGCUUGUGUGGACACCAGCAAUGGCAGCAUCUUUGUCUGCACAGAUUGCAACCAUGGCAUCAGAUCUAUAUCGUGAACAGGUGAAAGGCAGUGUUGUUGAUUGGGAUGUGCCUGAGCAGGCAUCUGCCCAACAGGAAAUGAGAGAUGAGCCACAGGUUGGAGGAAUCUAUGUCAGGCUAUUCCUGAAAGAUCCUAAAUUUCCUCUUAGAAAUCCGAAGAGAUUUUUGGAAGGACUAUUAGAUCAGUAUCUUUCAUCCAUUGCUGCCACACAUUUUGACCAGGCUUUUGAUCCUGAGCUCCCUCUUCUUCUGUCAGCUGCAUUAGUUUCUUUAUUGCGAGUACACCCUGCCCUUGCUGAUCAUGUUGGAUAUCUUGGAUAUGUGCCAAAACUAGUGUCUGCAGUUGCCUAUGAAGCAAGGCGAGAAUCAAUGUCCUCAGGGGAGAUGAAAAAUGGUGGUUAUGCUGAUGGAAGGUUUGAAACAGAAGACAGUUCGGCACAGCCAAGUUCACCAACUCCACAAGAACGUGUCCGUCUCAGUUGUUUAAGAGUUUUGCAUCAACUAGCAGCUAGUACAACUUGUGCUGAAGCAAUGGCAGCUACUAGUGUUGGAACACCUCAGGUUGUUCCACUUCUAAUGAAAGCUAUUGGAUGGCCAGGAGGAAGCAUAUUAGCACUGGAGACACUAAAACGUGUUGUGGUUGCUGGAAAUCGAGCAAGGGAUGCACUUGUUGCACAAGGACUUAAGGUUGGUCUUGUUGAGGUGCUUCUUGGUCUUCUUGAUUGGAGGGCUGGGGGAAGAAAUGGUAUUUGCUCUCAGAUGAAGUGGAAUGAAUCCGAAGCAUCCAUUGGACGGGUGCUUGCCAUUGAGGUUUUGCAUGCAUUUGCUACAGAGGGGGCUCAUUGUACUAAAGUGCGUGAGAUUUUAAAUGCCUCUGAUGUUUGGAGUGCUUAUAAGGACCAAAAGCAUGAUCUGUUCCUUCCUUCAAAUGCUCAGACAUCGGCUGCUGGUGUCGCGGGCCUAAUAGAGAGUUCCUCAUCGAGGCUUACUUAUGCCCUUACAGCUCCCCAAUCGCAACCUUACCAAGUCAAACCUCCUGCUUCUGCCUCACCCAGCUUGAAUGGAGGGAGGGAGGAUCAGCUUUCGUAGUAGAAACCAAUAGAAAGAAAAGCACACCAUUGCAUUGAUAACUAAUCAACCCCUACGAGUAAAGGCUGAUUGGGCUUUCGAUAUAGAAAGAAUUGAAGAUAUGUAGGCAUAUGAUGGUAUCAAGUUGGUCAAUUGAGUUCUGCAGUAAUUUGUAUAGUGGUCUGUACAGUUGUAAUCUCUCUCUCUCUCUCUCUCUCUCUCUCUCUCUCUCUCUGUGAAAAUAUUUUUAGGUAUAAAGUAAAAAAUGAAGAGUGCCAAUUCUCCUGUCUGAUGCGAAGUGGAGCUAGUGUGUAAAUCAUGCCUUAAUUCCCCAAUUUUCCUAUGUAGUCUUGAGUUGUUGAUUUUGAUUAAUGGAUUUUGCAAUUGUUUUCUUCA
Messenger RNA from Diospyros lotus (date-plum), 8963 nucleotides. RefSeq names its product dnaJ homolog subfamily C GRV2. Gene Ontology annotation, biological process: regulation of early endosome to late endosome transport; receptor-mediated endocytosis; endosome organization. The transcript is spliced from 22 exons. The coding region runs from base 783 to 8588 and encodes 2601 amino acids. Gene Ontology annotation, cellular component: endosome membrane. The record is from RefSeq and is a predicted model, not a curated record. NCBI's taxonomy places the organism in Eukaryota, Viridiplantae, Streptophyta, Magnoliopsida, Ericales, Ebenaceae.